Messenger RNA from Felis catus (domestic cat), 1170 nucleotides. Its product is annotated as proline-rich receptor-like protein kinase PERK9. The record is from RefSeq and is a predicted model, not a curated record. The coding region runs from base 1 to 684 and encodes 227 amino acids. The transcript has 3 exons. Lineage: Eukaryota; Metazoa; Chordata; Mammalia; Carnivora; Felidae.
AUGGCUGGCGAGCGCUGGCCUACCGUGCGCCGGCUGCGUCGCGGGGCCUUCUCCUCCCCGCCUCACUUCCUGGAUCCUGCCCCCUCCUCUGCCCCCACCUGGUGCAGCCCCCAUCACGCCCGCGGGGACCAGAGCAGUCCCCUCCGCCGUGGAUCCCCGGCUCGGGCCUUCAUCCCUCCAAGUCCGUCCUCCCCAUGGCGGCCAUCGGAGGGCGCCCGUGAGCACCCGAGUCAGGUCUGGCCCUCCUCUGCCCGCAGCCCUCCGGGACUCCCACCUCUCUGGCGGGAAAGCCCUAGUCCUCCUGAGGCUCUCAAGGCCCUGCAGACCUGCCCCUGCCCCUUCCUGCCCUCCCCUCCUCCCUCUCUCCCCCUCACCCACUCUGCUGCAGCCACGCGGGCCUUCUCACUGUUCCUCCGACAUGUGAGCCCAGUGCUGCCCCAGGACGUUUGCACGGGCUGUGCCCCCGUGCCUGGGGUGCCCUCCUCUCACGUCAUCAUUGUUCCCCAUCCGGCUUCCCUGCUGUGUCUGGUGCCACAGCCUUCAAGGCCUAUCCCACUGAUGAGCAAGUGCAGAAAGCUGGAGGAGGCCGUGCAGACUGAACGCCUUGGACACGGCCGGUGGGAGUGUGAAACGGGGCGGCCGCUGUGGAAACGGGUCCCCUUCAGCAUGAUUCCCAGUCACUGAGACGUGGAAAUAACCCGAGUGUCCACCGACGGUAAAGCAGAAAGUGGCUCAUCCAUAAAAUGAUCGUCCAGCCUCGGCGAGGAAGGACGUCCUGCCGCCUGCCACCACGUGGAUGGACCCGGAGGACACUGCACAGUGACAGGAGCCAGACACAGCAGGACACGUCCUGCGUGACCCCACUCACAGGGGGUCCCUAGAGGAGUCCCGUCCACAGAGGCAGAGAGUGGAUGGUGGGAGCCAGGGGUGGGGAGUCCGUGCUUCCUGGGGACAGGGUCUCAGUCUGGGGAGAUGGAAAGUUCUGGAGACGGAUGGAGGGUGGGUGCACGACAGUGUGUGUUUGAUGCCACUGGACAGCUCAGCGGUUAAGCGUCCAACUUCGGCUCAGAUCAUGAUCUUGGGGUCCGUGAGCUCGAGCCCCACGUCCGGCUCUGUGCGGACAGCUCAGAGCCUGGAGUCUGCUUCGGAUUCUGUGUCGCGCUCUCUGCC